Messenger RNA from Chelonia mydas (Green sea turtle), 5309 nucleotides. RefSeq names its product integrator complex subunit 5 (gene INTS5). Bases 667 to 3549 code for a protein of 960 amino acids. Gene Ontology annotation, biological process: snRNA 3'-end processing. The transcript has 2 exons. NCBI's taxonomy places the organism in Eukaryota, Metazoa, Chordata, Testudines, Cheloniidae. The record is from RefSeq and is a predicted model, not a curated record. Gene Ontology annotation, cellular component: integrator complex.
UGUCCCAGCACUGAGUGCUGGGGGGUUGCAGUGGCUGGAGGGAGGUAGUGUUAUCUUGGGGAUCCAGGCUGUCCCUCAAUUCUAGCCUUGCUCCAGACCUAGCACUAGUGUUUGGUACAAACUGUAACAAACCGUCCUGCGCUGGGGGAGCCACCCAAAAGUGAAACCCUUUCGCAUGGGAACCCAAUGCAACCUAGAUGCCCCCAGCCUGGAUUUUUGCUCAGUCUUUAUCCCAGAUCAAAUCCACCUGCCCCAGGUAAGAUCGAUCUCUCUCUCUUUCUCCAGCUCAGACCCCAACUCACCACCAACCUCACAGUCUCCCUCCUCCCCACAAUUCAGAACUUGGCAAAUCUCCAAUACAGGACUCACCAACCAAGCCCCCAAAUCCCCACAGUUGACCAUCUCCCUGUAGUUUGGCCCCCAGAUCAGCACCCAACCCCUCAGCCAGAUUCCCAAAUCCAUUCCGCAGUGAGACACCACAUCUAGCCCAUUUCCACCAACCUCGCACCCUCCCUGGCCUGAGCUCCACCAUCUCCCCAACGUACUGGGGCAGGAACCUUCAUAUCGGGCACCGGGUGCGAGAGGGGCCGUUUUGCUGUGACACCUUCCCCAGUGCGCAGGCGCCGAGUGAGCCUGAGUGCUGCCACCGGGAGUCCCCGGCCCGGGAUGUCCGCGCUGUGCGACCCCCCGGGGGCGGCGCCGCCAGGGCCGCCCCAGAACCCGGCCCACGGGGCCCACGCGCCGCUCAGUUCCCAGGAGCUGGCCCAGGAGAUCAAAGCCUUCCUGAGUGGUGUGGACCCUGUGCAUGGUAACAAGCUGACCAUCAAGGAACAUGCCCGCUGUGCCAUCCUGCUGCUGCGCAGCCUGCCACCUGCACGCAGCGCCGUGCUGGACCAUCUGCGCAAUGUCUUUGACGAGUAUGUCUGCACCUACCUGUUGGAGCUGGAGAGCAGUGAGGGAGGGCUGGGCACGAGGCGGGCUCAGGGGCCCAACCUGGACGACGUUGUGCAGGAGAUCCAGAAUGUGCUGUCUGAGUUUGUCCGCAUGAACCCCAAGGCCUGGGCACCUGUGGUAUCAGCCUGGUCCAUUGACCUGAUGGGGCAGCUGAGCAGCAAGUAUGCAGGGCGGCACGGUGUGCCUCACGCCUCCAGCCUCAAUGAGCUGCUGCAGCUGUGGAUGUCGUGCAAGGCCACUCGGACGCUGAUGGACAUCUACACCCAGUGCCUGUCCUCCAUGAUCAGCACCUGCCCCGAUGCCUGUGUGGAUGCCCUGCUGGACACCUCAGUGCAGCAUUCUCCGCACUUUGACUGGGUGGUGGCUCACAUCGGCUCUUCUUUCCCCAACACCAUCAUCAGCCGUGUCCUCUCCUGCGGCCUCAAGGACUUCUGUGUCCAUGGGGCAGCCCCUGUCGACCUGCUCUUCCCCACUGCUGCUGACAAGCGGGUGCCCAAGAUUGCCUCGGUGGUGGGCAUCCUGGGUCACCUGGCCUCACGCCACUCAGACAGCAUCAAGCAGGAGCUGCUGCGGAUGUUCCAUGAGAGCCUGGGACCUGUGCGUGACCAGCAGCAGAAAGCUACGGUGCCUUUCCUGCUGCAGCUGGCAGUCAUGUCGCCCAUGCUGCUGGGGACCAUCUCCUCCGAGCUGGUGGACUCCCUCAAGCCGAGCGUGCUGAGCCAGCUGCACCAGCACUUUGCUGCGCUGCCCCGCGAGGACCUGGAGAACAUGGUGAGCAUCGUGGUGCAUCUCAUCUGCCAGACGUCAGCAGGGGCCUACCGUAUCCUGCAGUUCCUGGUCAACACGGCCAUGCCAGCCUCGGUCAUCACCACGCCAGGGCUGGCUGUCCAUGACAGCGUGCGCGAGGCCUGUGACCGCAUCAUCCAGCUGUUGCUGCUCAACCUGCAGAAGCUGGUGUACAACCGGGGCUCGGCCAGCCUGGGGGAUCCUCCGCCCCGGGCUGUGCCCUUCCUGGAUGAGCUGAAGGGCCACGUGCGGGAGCUGUGCGUGGAGACACUGCGGCUAGAGCGCAAGCGCUUCCUGUGGCAGCACCAGCUGCUGGGGCUCCUCUCAGUCUACUGCACCCCCAGCUGCGCCACUGACGCUCUCUUCUACCUGCUGACGCUGGCCCGGAGCCAGGAGGAACUGGGCCUGGCCACGCAGCUCUACGCUGUGCUGAGCUCCUGUAUGAGCGACCUGCUGCCAGCCACUGUCAAGAAGUGCGUGUGCCAGAUCCACAUGGGGGGGCUGUCGGAGCAGCACAUGGUGCAGCUGUUCAACAACCUGGCGCUGAUUGUGCAGUGGGAGGGGGAGGGCCCUGCCUCCAUGAGCGCCCAGCUUGGGCCUGUCCUCUCUCUGCACCUCUACGACCUCGGGCAGCUGCUACUGCAUCGCAAUCCUGAAGUGGCUGAGGCUGCCUCCCUGCUGCUUUCUGUCUGCCCCUUGCCCCGGGCCAUCCGGCCAGCUCACCUGCUUGUCAUCAUCCGCUCAGCUGUGCACCAGUUCUUCCUGGUGCUGCACCGCCAGUGCCCCACGGGCAUCAGCUACAGCACCCGGCUGCUCUCCCGUCUUAGUGGGGCCUCUCCAGCUGCCAUGAAGGCCAUCCUGCAGCAGCUGGUGGAGGGAGCCCUGCACCCAGGGAAUGCCGAGCUGUUUGGAGGCCUGGCCGAGCCGCCUGCUGGGGAUGACGCCAGUCUGGAAGGCACCAGGAUCUCCCUGUUGGACAUCAACCGGCGCUUCACGACUGCCGUCAACUUCUCUGGCAGCGUGUGGUCAGUAUUCCAUGCGGGGGUGAUUGGGCGCGGGCUGAAGCCACCCCAGCCUGCCCGGCGGCAGGAGCCUGAGGAGAUUGUGCACAAUGUCCAGAACUUCCUCAGCCUGCUGCUGCGCUGCUGCCGGGGUGGGCGCUAUGGUGCGCCUGAACCCCCAGCCCACACGGCGGCUGUCAACCCCGAGGCAGCCAAGGCAGUGGCCGUGGUGCUGGUGGAGAGCGUCUGCCCAGACGUCACCAACAGUGAGCUGGGCUGGCCGCCCGAGGAGCACACCCGCAGCACAGUGGAGCGUGACAUCCAGAUUUGCCGGCGCUUCCGCGACAACCCACUGCUCUUCCAGCUGCUGAGGCUGGUGGCAGCCGGCCCCCCAGCCCUGUGCUACUGCUCGGUGCUGUUGCGCGGCCUGCUAGCCACCCUCAUGGCCCAUUGGGAGGCCUCACGCCACGGUGACACCACCAGCUCGCCAUGGCACCUGCACGCCUCCUGCGCCCUGGUGGCCUGCAUGGCUGAGGGCUCCCUGCUGCCGCCUGUGCUUGGCAACAUGCACGAGAUCUUCCACCAGCUGGUGCCCUUCGAGGUGCAUCUGCUGCUGCUGAGCGUCUGGGACUACAUGCGGGACAACAGCCCCCUCCCCCAGAAGUUCACCUUCCAGGCCGACAAGGGGCUCUUCUUCCGCGACUUCUCCCGUGACUGCGAUGUUGGGAAGUACCUCUGCGUGCUGCACAGUGUGCUGCACAAGAACAUCGACCGCCUGGGGCUGCUGUCAGGGCGCUUCCAGACCUAGCGCUGCCCCCCAGCUUGAGACAGUCCUGGACUCCCCCCACCUCCCAGGGCACAGCCACCCUUGCCAUCUUAGGACAGUCCCAGACUUAGCUCCUGCCCCACUCCUAGGACACUGCAGUGCCUGCUUGAGUGGGGGAGAUGGGACAUUUGACUCUUUUUUUUUUCUUUUUUUUUUAACUAAUUAAGAAUAACUGUAAAAUUCUCCCAGGGUUCAGUGAGGGGGGUCACGGCACCUCCCACCCAGUCCCUGGAGCUGCAGGCAGAAGCUGGCAUAGCUGGCACUGGGGAAACUUCACCCCCUUGACAGUUUCUCUCAGGGAUUGGGAGCUUUUGUUUCUGGUUCCAGGGGGCUUGAUGGCCCAGGUUUGGGCUGCCCUGGGGUAGUGAAGGGCCCUGUGCCACCCACGCUGAGGCACUGAGCAUGCUCAGCAGGUCUCAGGGCCACAUCAGCUCACUGCAAGUGCUCCCAAGCUGCUGGGCUCUUGUCUCCUCACCCCCUGUUGGGGGAUUACAGCAGGGUCUUUGCCCUGGGACCCAGCUAGAGAAACUGGCUGGGGGUGGGAGGUGGGGGAUGCAGAUGUGUUCAGUACUUCUGCUCCAGUCUAGCUUCUUCUCCCACUCCCUGGUGCUGCUGAGCUGGGCCUGGGUAGAUUCUGUUCCUGCUCUGUUUUUAGAGCUGCUGUGGACAAGGGGGUCUUAAUAGAGGGUAGACACCUGGGGGCCAAAACCAGCCUCCACCUCCAUCUACCACUGUUGGGUGGGUUCCGCUCUGUGUAGGAGGGGCUGUAUGCUGGAGCAGCCUGGCUCAAUCAUCUUCCGGGCCACCAUCUCUCUAUUGUCCUGGCCCACAACCACAUCCUGCUUUGGGAUCAAUGGAACAAGAAUUGUCUGAAGACCCCAGCUAUUCAGGGUGCCACAUCCCACGCUGGGGGCACAAACCCCAGCUCAAUCUGCUGUCGCCAUUGCCAAUUCCUUCUCCUUUUCAAAAUAAAGACUGAGAAGGGAAUGUUGCCCCUGCAGUUGGUGUUGGGGGUGUGUGGGAGGGUAGUCCCCAGCACCUGCAGCUUGCGGGUUGAGGAAGUUGUAGCAGAGGAGCGGAGACAUGUUGGGGGCCUCUGUGUUUGGGAAAGGUGUGCAUGUGGACUGGGCAUGAGGGGGCUAGGGGUGUGACUGGAUGUGUUGCUAGCAGAAGAUGUGAUGGGGGCGGGGGGCAGGAUGCCUGGGUUCCGUUCCCAGCUCUGCCUCGCACUGGCUGUGUGAUCGCAGGGGUGAGGGGGGUAGGCAUGUGGCGAGGUAGGUGGGGGAGUGUGUGCCACGCCCUGGCUGGCAGCGGAAGCCCCCUCCUCCCGCUAUGACUGAGCCAUGUCUGUUCCCUGCCUCUGAGCUCAGCCCCCCUGCGUCUGGGUCACAGGGGAGCUGUAACUUCUGCUCCAGCUGCCUGUGCGGUCCCCCCCAGCACGGCUGGGCCCCGGGGGCUCCAGCCAGCCGGGCCCCGCCGCGGAGCCGGGGGUCUGUCUCCGUGCGGGUGACCUGGCGAAGCGUCAGCCCGCCCGGCUGGCCAAGCGCUGCCCGGCGCUGCCGGGCAGGACUGAGCAGAGCCUGGCGCGGCUGGGGCAGAGCCGGGAUCCCAAUAGGGCCAGGGCAGGGGACCCCGCUGGCCGUGGGGGCCUAGCCCAGGCUCGCCCUGGGCGUGAGCAGCAGCCGCUGACCGUCACCUUGGCCUGGGGCCCGGAACAGAACGGGACCCGACGCUCAUUAAUA